Messenger RNA from Cydia strobilella, 2064 nucleotides. RefSeq lists its product as uncharacterized. Lineage: Eukaryota; Metazoa; Arthropoda; Insecta; Lepidoptera; Tortricidae. The transcript has 3 exons. The coding region runs from base 27 to 977 and encodes 316 amino acids. The record is from RefSeq and is a predicted model, not a curated record.
CAUACGAAUAUUUUAUAUUCGUAAAAAUGAACAGAAGGAAAUUAAGGAAAUUGUUGAAAAUACUCGACGACGAUUCGGAUGAAGCACCUCGAAAUGAUCGAAAUAAUAGAAUAAUAAGUUCGAGUGAUGAGGAUGAAGAACCACCUAAGAAAAAACGGAGGCGUAUUUUGCCAAUUGAAGAAUCUGACGAUGAACAGGCAGGUGAAGAUAAAGAGAACAUCUUGCAGUUAAUCGGGGAGCCAGAUAUGAAAAAGAAUGUAAUUUCCAUUAACCCGAAAUUAGCGGAACUAUGGCAAAGUAUCAUUCAGAAAGGAUUGGAUAAAGAAGGCAAAAAGAAAUUGCAAGAAAAAAUUCCCUCGAUAGAAAACUGUUUUGUACAAGCUCCAAAACUAAACGAAGAAAUUGAAAUUACCUUAAAUAAAAAUGCCAAAACUAGGGAUGAGAAAUUAUGUGAAAAACAAAAUCAGAUUGGAUUGGUUAUCGCUAAUUUAAAUAAGAUAUUAAAGGACCUACUAAAUAAAAAUGAGAAAGACUAUGUGGAGCCACUGGGGGACUCUAUAAGAUUACUAGCAGAUCUCCAUUUUCUAGAAACGGAAACUAGGAAGGCAGUAAUUCUACCCGGCUUAAACAAAAUACUUAAGGACACCUUGGAAAAAACCCAAACUACUACUUUCCUUUUUGGAGAUGACUUAAAUAAAAUUAUAAAAAGAUCCAAGGAUAUGGAAAAAUCCAUGAAAGAUCUUCAACAAAAUAAAAAUUUAAACUACUGGAGCCCGUCCUACACCAUCAACCAGACACAGGGCGGGCCGAAGAAAAAUUACCUAAGCAAAAUAAGAACGUACCAAAGAAAUUAUUACAGGACGACAGCAGCAGCAGCAGCAGUUGGUCAACCCCGGAGAGCCCAAAGGCAUUGGUCACCUCGUCGUCCAGCUCGAGGGAAGCGUCACCAACUUCACCGCCGAGACCACAAGAAAUAGCCGAGGGACCACCACCCACUACAUCAGAACCUUACACUGAUUGCCGCAGUAUUAUCAGCAAAGUCUACUUAAGAAAAGGAUUAACCCAUGAAUGUAUCAACAUAAUUUUAAAUUCAUUAUCAGAUAAUACAAUAAAACAAUAUAAUACAUGUUUAAAACAAUGGUGGGAAUAUUGUAGUAUUCAAACAAUUGACCCCUUUAUAAUGUCAGUUCCAAAUAUUCUUAGUUUUCUGACCCAGAAAUUUAACAAUGGUUCUGCCUAUGGAACUCUUAAUUCUAUUAGAUCAGCUUUGUCACUGCUUAUGGAUUGCGAUUUAGGUACACAUAAAGAUAUUAAAAGAUUUUUUACUGGUAUUUACAAAAUGAGACCGAACAAUCCAAAGUAUAAUGAAACCUGGAAUCCAGCUUUAGUUUUAAAUUAUGUGUCAAAUUUAUAUCCUAAUACAGACCUUGGGUUACAUAAUUUGUCUAAGAAGUUAAUAAUUCUAUUAACUCUAGUUACUGCUCAUAGACUACAAACUAUGUCGCUCAUAAAAUUAAGUAAUAUAAAUAUCACAGAUGAAAAUAUAAAAAUUAAAAUAUCCGACAAUAUUAAAACUUCAGGAAGGAACAAGUUGCAGCCAUUGUUAAUCAUCCCAUAUUAUAAAGAAAAUUUGAGUAUUUGCCCAGCUACAGCAUUAAAAGACUAUAUUGAUGUCACAAAAUCAUUAAGAAAAUCUGAUCAAUUAUUUGUGACAGUUAGGAAACCCCAUACACCAGCUUCAACUCAAACGCUGGCAAGAUGGGUUAAAGAUAUUUUAUCUGAAGCCGGUAUAGAUAUAUCAAGAUUUAGUGCUCAUAGCACAAGACAUGCGUCGACCAGCCACGCAUAUAGGAAUGGGGUGAAUGUUGAAUAUAUUUUAAAAACAGCUGGGUGGACAGAAUCAUCUAGGUGUUUUGCUGAUUUUUAUAAUAGACCUUUAAUAGAUGAAAAUGUUUUUUCAACCAGCAUUUUAAACAGUGUAAAUUAGUUACUUUAAUUCACAUUUUAGAAAUGCAUAUUAUGAUCAUAUGUGACUGUUAUCAAUAAAUAAUUAAAAUAUAGCAA